AUGGCAGAAUACACCAUUAUGUACCGAGCGAUUGUGUGGAAGCCUUUCAAGGGAGAGACGGUGGAUGCCAUUGUGACAUCUGUCAAGAACCAAGGAAUCUUCGCUGAAGUAGGACCCCUUACGGUCUUUGUGUCUAAACACUUAAUCCCACCCGAAAUAAAAUGGGAUCCAGACGCGACGCCUGCACAGUAUACAGAUAAUGCCGACCAAGUCAUUGAAAAGGGCACUAACUUAAGAAUAAAAUUGAUUGGCCUCCGAAAUGAUGUACGAAACAUGUUUGCCAUCGGAAGUAUCAAAGAAGAUUACCUUGGGUUCGUCUUCAAUCCAGGGGUGCAUUGA
This is a messenger RNA of Ophidiomyces ophidiicola, 339 nucleotides long. It is a transcript of the gene RPB7, whose product is annotated as DNA-directed RNA polymerase II subunit. Gene Ontology annotation, molecular function: translation initiation factor binding; single-stranded RNA binding; single-stranded DNA binding. The transcript is spliced from 3 exons. Gene Ontology annotation, biological process: transcription initiation at RNA polymerase II promoter; positive regulation of nuclear-transcribed mRNA poly(A) tail shortening; positive regulation of translational initiation. The record is from RefSeq and is a predicted model, not a curated record. NCBI's taxonomy places the organism in Eukaryota, Fungi, Ascomycota, Eurotiomycetes, Onygenales, Onygenaceae. Gene Ontology annotation, cellular component: P-body; RNA polymerase II, core complex. The coding region runs from base 1 to 339 and encodes 112 amino acids.